This is a messenger RNA of Seminavis robusta, 549 nucleotides long. The record is from the annotation of a GenBank genome assembly. Lineage: Eukaryota; Bacillariophyta; Bacillariophyceae; Naviculales; Naviculaceae.
AUGCUCCAAUGGUUAAGAGAGAAUGGUUGUCCAUGGAAUGCGUGGACAUGUUCAUCCGCUGCUGAAGGUGGACAUUUGGAAAUUCUAAAGUGGGCUCGUGAAAAUGGUUGUCCAUGGAAUUAUUGGACAUGUACCAAUGCUGCUGCAAAUGGGCAUUUGGAAAUUCUAAAAUGGGCUCGUGAAAAUGGCUGUCCAUGGGAUGAUUCGACAUGCUGGGCUGCUGCUACAGGUGGACAUUUGGAGGUUUUGAAGUGGUUACGAGAGAAUGGUUGUCCAUGGAAUUGGCAGACAUGUACAGUUGCUGCUGAAAGUGGACAUUUGGAAAUUUUAAAGUGGGCUCAUGAAAAUGGUUGUCCAUGGGAUGAACGAACAUGUGCUCAAGCUGCUGAAGGUGGACACUUGGAGGUUUUGAAGUGGUUACGAGAGAAUGGUUGUCCAUGGGAUGAAAAGACAUAUCGAGCUGCCUGCAGGAAAAACCAAAGCGAAGUGAUCCAGUGGCUACGUGACAAUGGCUGCCCUGGGUCUCAUGACGAGGAUGAAGGGCACUAA